AUGACAAAUAUGAAACGAACAUUUCCCGCUAUCCGCGCGGGCUUGCUGGUCGGGAUUAGUGGUGGCGUGCUGAGCAAGGCUGAUGUGCGCUUAGGUGACGUUGUCGUUGGAACAAGGGUGAUGCAGUAUGACCUUGGGAAAGUCAUAGGAGACGGAGAGCUCCAACCAACAGCGAUCCCUAAGGUUCCUCACCAUUCGCUUGGGACGGCUGUGUCCGCCCUCCAUUCAAUACAUGAGCUGAACCCCAGUCGAGUCCCAUCCAUUCUACGGCUGAAGCUGGAUGGACACCCUGAAUACCGUCGCCCGAGCUCCCCGGAUCGACUUUUCCACGCGACGUAUGAGCAUGAGUCUACAACGGCCGGUUGUGAGGGCUGCGACCAGUCGAAGCUGGUUCUGAGAAGCAGACGGACGUCAGACAAUAUAAUGAUUCAUUACGGCGCGAUCGCCUCAGGGAACCAAGUCAUGAGAAGUGGCACUACCCGGGACAACGUUGCUCGAAAAUUGGAUGUCAUGUGUUUCGAAAUGGAGGCUGCCGGUUUAAUGGACAUUCUUCCUUGUCUCUCAAUUCGGGGAAUAUGCGACUACUCGGAUUCCCACAAGAGCAAGGAAUGGCAGAGGUAUGCUGCAGCAACCGCGGCCGCAUAUGCUAGGGAAUUACUCGAGGAGCUACCGGUUGCCAAAGCACAUCUAAACUUGACCUGGAUGCCCAAUCCUCAUCAAUUUCCAUUGCACGAACGCCGGCAGCGCUUGCUGAAUUCCCUCAGAUUCGAGCAAAUGGAUUCUCGGAAAUCAACUAUCAGGACCGCCCUCGCCAAAACAUGUCGAUGGUUUCUCAGUCACCCUGACUACCAAGCAUGGCUUGAUCCUCAAAACCUAACGCGACAUCAUGGCUUUUUGUGGAUCAGUGGCAAGCCUGGCGCGGGCAAGUCAACAAUCAUGAAGUUCGCAUACUCGAGUAUGAGGAGCAAAUCCCGCAACAAGCAUGCUAUCACCGCGUCCUUUUUCUUCAACGCUCGAGGAGAAUAUCUGGAGAAGUCUAUCCUAGGGCUGUACAGAUCAUUACUUCUUCAGCUGCUUGAAGGGUACCCCGAUCUUCAGGCAGUUCUAGAUGAUCCUGACAUUAAUUCCCAAGGCCAGAAUGGAUGCCCUUCCUUGGACGUGCUUAAGGACCUCUUUCGCAGCGCAGUUUCAGCCCUUGGUCAACGCUCGUUUAUGUGCUUCGUCGAUGCUCUUGAUGAGUGUGAUGAACAACAAGUUGUGGACAUGGUCCAAUACUUUGAAGAGCUGGCAGAACAAUCCAUGAAUAAAGGCAUCCUGCUCCGGAUCUGUUUCUCCAGUCGACAUUAUCCAUAUAUAGUUAUUCACCGGGGAAUCCGACUUACACUGGAGGAUCAGUCAGGUCAUGGCGAAGACCUGGCAACCUACGUCGCAAACCGCCUCCAAAUCGAAGAUCCUGUACUUCUCGAAGAUCUGCAGACCCAACUCCUCAGGAAAGCUGCUGGUGUCUUUAUGUGGGUCGUCCUAGUCAUUGAUAUCCUGAACAAGGAAUAUCGACAUAAUGGGCUGGCAUUGAGAAGGAGACUCGCGGAAAUACCGAGUGAUUUGAGCGAACUGUUCAAGGACAUCUUGAGAUGUGACAAUGAGAACAUAGAGGGUCUCCUGCUUUGCAUCCUUUGGAUUCUCUUUGCAAAACGGCCCCUGCAACCGAAAGAGUUCUACCAUGCUCUCUGGUCUGGUUUGUCUCUGGAGGAUCUGGCCGAUGCUCAAAUUCCGGAUGUUAGCGUCCCAGAUGCCUCUGACAGCCUUGACAGGUUUAAAAGAUGUGUUAUUGGCUCGUCAAAGGGUCUUGCUGAAAUCACGAAAUCUAAGCAGCCAACAGUUCAAUUCAUCCAUGAAUCUGUCCGAGACUUUCUCCUCAAAGAAAGGGGUUUGCAUGAAUUGUGGCCUGACCUUGGAUUUGAUUGGGAGAGCUCAAGCCAUGAGAAACUCAAACAAUGCUGUGACUCCUACAUGAAUCAUACCUUAGUGCGUGCGUAUAUUAGUAACGUGUUGUCAGAGGCCAAAGCUGACUUGCAAACGGGGAUCUCAAAAAGGUACCUGUUUUUGGAGUAUGCCAGUCAGCAUGUUCUCUAUCACGCCAACGCUGCGGCGGAAGCAGUUCCUCAAGACGAGUUUUUGUCCCAUUUUCCCGUGUCUAAUUGGAUCAGUGUCAAUAAUAUUUUCGAGAAGUUCAAAGUCUGUGAAUACAGUCAGGAUGCAAGCCUUUUCUAUAUUCUAGCAGACAAAGGAUUCCCGGAGCUCAUCCGCACAAGGCUCAAGGAGGAUCCGCACAUUCAUGUUCCUGGGGAGAGAUACGGAUAUCCGCUAUUUGCCGCCUUGGCCAACAGUAACAAAGACGUCGUUGCUGCUCUUCUGAACGCAUCUUUGAGUGUGCGUAAUGGAGUCGAUAUUACAGAGGGUCUGAACCACAGGAAAGACUUGAAACAGUACGCAUAUCGCACACCACUAUCCUGGGCUGCGCAGGAAGGUCGAACAAGCAUUGUCGAGCUGCUUCUCCAGACAGAGACGCCCGUUGAUGACAUGGAUGCGAAGGGCAGAACACCACUUUCACGGGCCUCAGAGAACGGGCACAAGGCGGUGGCAGAGCUGCUUAUUGGCAAUGGAGCAGAUGUCAAUGCCGGUGAUAAUGAUGGAUGGACUCCACUAUCACGCGCCUCAUUGCGUGGCCAUAAGGUGGUAGCAAAGCUGCUUAUUGGCAAGGGAGCAGAUGUCAAUGUCCGUGACAAUGAUGGAUGGACUCCACUAUCGCAUGCUUCAGAAACGGGCCAUGAGGAGGUAGUAAGGCUGCUUAUUAACAAGGGGUCAGAUGUCAAUGUCUGUGAUAAUGAUGGAUGGACUCCACUAUCACGCGCCUCAUUGUGUGGCCAUAAGGUGGUAGCAAAGCUGCUUAUUGGCAAGGGAGCAGAUGUCAAUGUCCGUGACAAUGAUGGAUGGAGUCCACUAUCACGCGCCUCAGACGAGGGCCAUGAGGAGGUUGCAAAACUGCUUAUCGACAAGGGAGCAGAUGUCAAUGUCUGUGAUAAGGAGGGAUGGACUCCACUAUCACCAAAGCUACUUACUGACAAGGGAGCAGAUGUCAAUGCCAGUGAUAAGGAAGGAUGGACUCCACUCUUACGGGCCUUACAGAAGGGCCGUGAGAAGGUAGCAAAGCUGCUUAUUCAUAAGGGAGCAGAUGUCAAUGCGAGCAAUAAUUAUGGAUGGAUUCCGCUCUUACACGCCAUAGAGAAGGGCCAUAAGAAGGUGGCAAAGCUGCUUAUUAGCAAGGGAGCAGAUGUCAAUGUCCGUCACAAUGAUGGAUGGACUCCACUAUCACGCGCCUCAGAUGAGGGCCAUGAGGAGGUUGCAAAACUGCUUAUCAACAAGGGAGCAGAUGUCAAUGUCCGUGAUAAGGAGGGAUGGACUCCACUAUCACGUGCCUUAAUACAUGGCCAUGAGGAGGUAGCAAAGCUACUUACUGACAAGGGAGCAGAUGUCAAUGUCCGUCACAAUGAUGGAUGGACUCCACUAUCACGCGCCUCAGAUGAGGGCCAUGAGGAGGUUGCAAAACUGCUUAUUGACAAGGGGGCAGAUGUCAAUAUCUGUGAUAAUGAUGGAUGGACUCCACUAUCACGCGCCUUAUUGUGUGGCUAUAAGAAGGUGGCAAAGCUGCUUAUUAGCAAGGGAGCAGAUGUCAAUGUCCGUCACAAUGAUGGAUGGACUCCACUAUCACGCGCCUCAGAUGAGGGCCAUGAGGAGGUUGCAAAACUGCUUAUCAACAAGGGAGCAGAUGUCAAUGCCGGUGAUAAUGAUGGAUGGACUCCACUAGCACGCGCCUCACUGUGUGGCCAUGAGGAGGUUGCAAAACUGCUUAUCGACAAGGGAGCAGAUGUCAAUAUCUGUGAUAAUAAUGGAUGGACUCCACUAUCACAUGCUUCAGAAAAGGGCCAUGAGGAGGUAGUAAGGCUGCUUAUUGACAAGGGGGCAGAUGUCAAUAUCUGUGAUAAUGAUGGAUGGACUCCACUAUCACGCGCCUUAUUGUGUGGCUAUAAGAUGGUAGCAAAGCUGCUUAUUGGCAAGGGAGCAGAUGUCAAUGUCCGUGACAAUGAUGGAUGGACUCCACUAGCACGCGCCUCACUGUGUGGCCAUGAGGAGGUUGCAAAACUGCUUAUCGACAAGGGAGCAGAUGUCAAUAUCUGUGAUAAUAAUGGAUGGACUCCACUAUCGCAUGCUUCAGAAAAGGGCCAUGAGGAGGUAGUAAGGCUGCUUAUUGACAAGGGGGUAGAUGUCAAUGUCCGUGAUAAGGAGGGAUGGACUCCACUAUCACGUGCCUCAAUACGUGGCCAUGAGGAGGUAGCAAAACUGCUUAUCGACAAGGGAGCAGAUGUCAAUGCCGGUGAUAGUGAUGGAUGGACUCCACUAUCGCGCACCUUAUUGCGUGGCCAUGAGGAGGUCGCGAAGCUGCUUAUUGCUAAAGGUACAGAUGUUAAUGCAAACAACAAUAACGGAUUGACUGGGAUGCUUUCCUCAACAGCUGAAUGA
This is a messenger RNA of Aspergillus fumigatus Af293, 4578 nucleotides long. Its product is annotated as Pfs, NACHT and Ankyrin domain protein. Bases 1 to 4578 code for a protein of 1525 amino acids. The transcript is spliced from 3 exons. Gene Ontology annotation, biological process: nucleoside metabolic process. Gene Ontology annotation, molecular function: protein binding; catalytic activity. NCBI's taxonomy places the organism in Eukaryota, Fungi, Ascomycota, Eurotiomycetes, Eurotiales, Aspergillaceae. The record is from RefSeq and is a predicted model, not a curated record.